Molecule: messenger RNA, 4282 nt
Organism: Hypomesus transpacificus
Lineage: Eukaryota; Metazoa; Chordata; Actinopteri; Osmeriformes; Osmeridae
Gene: wdr97
Product: WD repeat domain 97
Exons: 22
Coding region: 158-4279 (1373 amino acids)
Molecular function (GO): protein binding
Source: RefSeq, a predicted model, not a curated record
UGUAGCUCCGCUGACAACAGUCUCUUUGGUAUGUCUAUCGUUGAAGAAAGGAUGUGGCAAUGGUCAUGAUCCCCUAGAGACCAUACAGCCAUGGGUGCGUAACAAUCUGCAUAUCCCCAAACUGCUGAAACAGAGUUAGGAGGACAGGGCAUGCAAAAUGUCCAAACACAAAAAAGAGGAAAAGGAAGAGGCCUUGAUGCAGGUUCUGAGAACGGCCUCCCGUUUAGUUGGGGAGAAAACUGAAGAAUAUUGUGAGAACAGCAUGGAGGGCAGAACAGCAGCUGUCAGCCCCCGCCCCACUACAGGGGACACGGCGGGGGCAGUUGGGGAGGGUAGGCGCCCCCCGCUCUCGAUAAACGGGAACAUGAGUUCAGGUGAGGGAAAAACUCCUGCAAAGAAGAUGUGGAACAAGCUCAACACAGAAAUGAAGAAAAACAUGGACAAGCUCAGACCCUCAGAAUUCAAACCCUCCGUCCUCAUCCAUGGCCUUACACACUUGCGUCAUUUCCCCUGUGACAAUCCAGUACAACAAAUGACCUACGGAGAGGGUGCUUCCGGGUUCCUUAGUCUCCACAGAGGCGGCACGGUCUGCAUGUACAGCCCUAACGGGGGCCUACGUGACCCCCCACCCUCCCCCAUCUCCAUCCCUUACAAGGGCCUGACCUCCACCCACGUGCCUGGGAACGUAGUGGGCUGGGGCCCCGGGGCUGUCCUCACCCUGCUGGACAGUGACCUGCAGCCUCUGAUGGAGGCUGUGGAGCCCCUGGAUGUGAGCGCGUGCCAGGUCACAGAGCAGAGCCUGGAGCUAGUGACGGCAGGGACGGGCAACGUGUGCGUGUGGGGCCUGACGCACAUGGUGUGCAGGGUGAGGGUGGUGGAGGGUCUGGGACGCCACGCUGCGUUCAGCCAGCUGGCGCUGGCGGCCCCAGGCCCCGACACACACCACCGGGCGUUCGUUGCGUACAGUAGAAGUGUGGUGGUGGUGGACCUCACCGCUGGAAGAGUCUUGGAACACAAGAGGAACCUGCAUAUGCGGGAUAUUACUGCCUUGGUGUACUGUUGUCUUCUGGACCUUGUGGUCAUCGCCUCCAAAGAUAUCUCCAUCAGAGUGUGGGAUGCCAACUGGGAGCUUCUCAUGGCCUUUGUAGGACACACUGAUGUGGUGACCUCCAUGAUCUGGUGCCCUCAGUCUGGCCUGCUGCUGUCUGCCUCUUUGGACAAGACCCUGCGCUGCUGGAGCUUAGAGGAAGGGGACCAGGUCCAGAGUGUCUCCAUCCAGGGACAUGACCCCCCUCUGGCCAUGGGGGGCCCCAGCAAGGGCGACACCUUCUACACAUUCUCCCAGAAGGGAGUGGACUUCUGGGCCAUGAGCACUCUCUACACCCCACACUGCCAGCUGGGGGGAGAAGCCAACGGGCCGGUCCGCCAGAUCAAGGUGUCAUCCUUCCCCCAGCCCUACCCUACCCGGGUCCUCUGCGUCAGCGGCGACCGGGACGUCACCCUGGUGGCGGGGCAGACGGGGGCGGUCCUCACCUCCUUUCGGGCGGCGCGUAGGGUGAGGUGGGCCGACUACUGCCUGCCCAAGGAGACCCUGCUGGUGCUGACCGAGGCGGGGACGGUGAUCUGCGCCAGCACGCUGACCAAUCCAGCCACGCAGCUGGAGGAGUGGGAGGGGAGGGGCCAGGGGCCGUGGCACAGGGAGGAGCAGGCGGAUGGGGAGGGGGGUCAGGGCCUGGCGGGGCCGGGUCCUGCCUCCUGCCUGGUGCUGUACCACUGUGUGGCCGACGACCAGCGAGUCCUGAGUGAGUGGAGGAGCCUGCAGGAGAAGAGAGGCCAGAAGCCUCACAACAAGAAGCAUCUCCUCGACCCUAAGAACAAGUUCCUAGUGAUGCAGGGCCACAGUGGUGGCUGUGUGAGCGUGCUAACGCUCCAGUCCGGCCAGCUGCAGUACAGGACGCCCGCACACAACGGCCAGAAGAUCACCUGCAUCCAGGCAGACCCAGAGAACAGCUCCGUCGUCACCACAGGAGAGGACAAGGCUGUGCUGGUGUGGAGGGUGUUUCCCUACGCCCAGGACUGCCUCUGUCUGCACCUGAACCUGUUCUGCAUUCAGUACCCCCUCCACCUGGCCCUGCUGGGGCCCCUACUGGCCCUGGCCUUUGAGCUGCCCGACUCUGCCACCUACAGCCUGGUGCAGUUCAACCUGCCCAACAAGAGCCGUCUGGACCACCCGCCCAGCGACGACCACAACGACUGUUUCACAGGGCUCUGUGUGUGCCCUCAGCUCCGGGUGUUCGCCUCCAGCAGUCGAGACGGCACCAUUCGAAUCUGGGAUGAAGAAAACCGGCUCAUUAGGGCCCUCCAGAUGAAUGUGGAAGCUGAGUGUCUGGCCUACUGUGAGGAGAGAAGAGACCUGCUCCUGGGCAUAAGAGGCCAUCUGUACCGGAUCCCCUGCACCAAGCUCCUGCCUAACGACUCCCAGCUUCGGCUCCUUUGCACUAAGUGCACAGAUCCUAUUCCUGAUGUACCCAUCUCUCGUACCCUGAGUAAGGCCAAUAAAAGCAAGACUGAGCAGCUUGACAUUCCAGAGAAGCGCAAGAAAGACCAGACCGGAGAUCCAGAGUAUGAGGCCCUUCUGGCUAGGAAGAACGACCUGGCCUCCCUCCAGCAGGGGGCUGUACAGAGCAGGAAGAAGAAAUAUCGUCCCACAAACCGCACCAGGAAAGAAGCCUUUGACCGCUACAUGAGCAUCAUCUACAGCCAGCCUGUCAAUAUCAAGAUCGGUAAUGAGGACAUGUUCGACCUGCAAGCCAUCCUGUUUCCUCCUAAGCCGCCUGUAUGCCCGCCUUUCACAUCUCCCAGCGUCAAAGAGGGCUUCUUCCCCGGCCCCCGCCUGGCCACACCCCUGGAUAAGGACGUCCCCAAGGAGCUGGGGGCAGAGCCGGCCCCUGCCCAGACCAACGCCACAGGGUUCAUCCCUAACUCGGUGCUGGCGGGGAAGCUGUGGCCACACGUGGUGGUGGAGGAUGUCAUUCCCUGGACAGCCUACAAAAUGAGGCAAGAUCUGGUCCACCAGAGUGAUGAAGAGGAGGAGUUUCUUGUGGAUGACUAUGACCUGGACUUGGACUCCCCCGUGCGGCUCGUAGAGACUCCUCCCGAAGAUGAAAUCCUCCCUCCCCCUCCCGUCAAAAAGGUGUCCUCCACACCGAUGGGGGGACAGGAAAACAACCUGGUGGGGCAUUGUCCGCCCCAGCUCCCCCCUAAACCCAGCCCUGCCCCACGGCCGGCUCCACGCAAAGUUCCAACACCCCCUCCACCUCUUCCCCCCACAACUCCAUCACAGCCAAUUCCUGAGUUCCUCCACCCAUUUUUAGAGGAGGACUGGUUCAAUGGCAUUUACCCAGACCACAAGUGUGUUCCGCCAUCUCUGUGUCCAGAUGUCUUCGCCAUGCAGAUGUUGGACCACAUGCAGAAUUGCAAGGGAGAGACCAAGAGGAGAGUUUUGAAGGCACUGGUCAUUCUGCAUAGACAGUGUGCAGUAAAAGACUUGGACAGACUCAUAAAGGGCCUGGUGGACUAUCUGCAUAAAAUCACUUUAGCCAAAAUGUCAGGUGACGAGCAGCAAGUGAUCAGUAAAAUCCUGAAUGUGUUGGUUUUUCUGGGUCCUGAGAGCUGUGACGUCAUUAAGGAAAUACUCGUUCUGUUAGCCAAUAAGGAACCGGGUGUCCAGAACACGGUGCAGUGUCUGCUGAAGGUCAUGGGGGUGGAGGAGGCCGACCGCUGGCUGAAGCCUGAGAUGGAGGGUUUGAACGCCAUGCUCCAGGUCAAACCCCACCCAGGUAAAGCCCUGCGUAAGAUGGUCACCGAUUGGCUGGAGACCUGGACCGCUAAAUGGAAGGAGAACAAGGCUCCGGAAACGGCGCUCCCCGUCAGACACGUUGACGUGCUCAACUUCUUCGGCUGGGUCGAGAAGGAGAAACGCAAGGUCCCUCCGCCUCCGCUGGGGAACAAGGACACCGUGCUCAUUCCACCAUACCGCAGCUCUCAGCCAAUCCUUCGCCUCGGGGAGACCCGCAGCAUGACCAGGUCUCGCAGGACAACAGACAUCGUCCUGCCGCCCCUCUCCCAGCGGCCCCUCCUGCUAGGCUUCCCUCCCUUCCUCACGCUGCCCUUACCAAGGAUCAGCCUGUUCCCCUUCCCCGUGGACGAGCACUGCCUGAAGGCCUCGCCCCGACGCUACUUCGUCCCAGAGCACUCUUUGGUGCAUUACUAUAGAUAAUAC